This is a messenger RNA of Haemorhous mexicanus (house finch), 1018 nucleotides long. RefSeq names its product tetraspanin 31 (gene TSPAN31). Gene Ontology annotation, cellular component: membrane. Lineage: Eukaryota; Metazoa; Chordata; Aves; Passeriformes; Fringillidae. The record is from RefSeq and is a predicted model, not a curated record. The transcript has 7 exons. Bases 177 to 887 code for a protein of 236 amino acids.
GGGGCUCCUGCGCAGGCGCAUUGCGGGCGGGCGCGCGGGGCGCGGGGCCGCGGUUUAAAGGGGCCGCGGCGCGGGGAGCCCGGAACCCCCCGGGAUCCCCGGAACUCCCGGAACCCCCGAGCCCCCCGGGACCCCCGAGACCGCCCCGGGGCUGCCGGGAACCCCCCGAGCCCGCCAUGGUCUGCGGAGGCUUCGCCUGUUCGCGCAACGCGCUCUGCGCCCUCAACGUGGUUUAUGUGCUGGUGGGGGUGCUGCUGGUGGCCGUGGCGGGCUGGGCGCGGGGCCUGGCCGGGGGCUCCAGCCCCCCCCUGCUCGGAGGAGCCUUCGCCGUCGGAGUCUUCCUCCUGCUGAUCGCGGCGCUGGGGCUGCUCGGGGCCCUGCGGCACCACCAGGUCCUGCUCUUCUUCUACGUGCUGAUCCUGGGCCUGGUGUUCCUGUGCCAGCUGGGCGUGUCCUGCGCCUGCCUCGCCCUGGGCCGCGAGGCUCAGGAGCGGCUGCUGCGCUCGGCCUGGCCCCUGCUGAGCGGGGGGGGCGCGGGGGGAGCUGCAGCGCCGGCUGGGCUGCUGCGGUUUGGGGGAGCCCCCCGGGACCCCCCCUCCGGCCAGCGCCCCCCCCCGGGCUGGAGCCCCCCUGGGAGCCCCCAAACUGCCCUGCUGAGGGGCCUGCGCUGCCCCCCCCACCCCCACAAGGUGCCAGUUCCCCCCGGGGGGGGGCCCCCCCGUGCCCCCCCCUGUGCCCCCCAACUGCUGCAGCACUCGGAGCAGGCCCUCAAGAUCCUGGGGGGGGUGGGGCUGUUCUUCAGCUUCACCGAGGUUUUGGGGGUCUGGCUCGCCCUGCGCUUCCGGAACCAGCGCGACCCCCGCGCCAACCCCGGCGCCUUCCUAUAGCAGGGGGGCCCCGGGGGGGCACAGCUCCUCUGGGGAGGGGUCCCAGCCCUGGGGGGGGGUCCGGAACCCCCGCGUGCUGACCAGCUGCCCCCCCCGCAGCCGCAUGAAGCACUGGGGACAAGGACACACCC